AUGGGUCUCUCCGGUUUUGUCACCACCUCCCUCGUAAUAUGUGCUGCUCGCUCCACGGUCUUAGCCGGGACCGAACGAACCUCCGUGGCGGGACGGUCUGAGCGAGCUGUGCCGACAGUCGAAAUCUUUACUCCCGCUCUAACCUCGAAAUGUCUCGAGGGAGAGGGAUUUAUCCAAGUGGUUGAGAUGAAUGUUACGAACAUGGAUUCCAGCAAAUAUCUGACCGCGUCACAUGGUUUAACGGUUCGUGUCGAUUCUAACUCCCUGGAUACAGUCAUUCCCGGUGUCGUCAAGCGCCUGGCGCCGCGCCAAUCCCAGCUAGUCCAGGUUGGAGUUAAAAAUCGGUCUGGUGUACCCGCCGGGACUCAAUGUAACGCAGCUGUCGUUGCCAGCGCUGGCCAGAGUGAGUCCCGCGCAACGGCAAAUGUUACCGGUGUGUGCGGUAUUGGGAACUACGAGGCAUCUGUCGCCAGUCUCCGCCAUCACACGAGUCCUGAUUGGUUUAACAAUGCUAAAUACGGCAUCUUCAUUCACUGGGGAGUAUACUCUGUACCCGCUUAUGCUGAUACGGCUGCCGGCUUUACGGCUGAAUGGUAUUGGUUUUGGAGUCAUUAUCCGGCCAAGUCGAAGAUGUACGAGCAUCAUGAGAAGACAUACGGCAGAAACUUCAACUACGAUGACUUUAUAUCCAACUUUACCGUUGCAGCGUUUGAUCCGAAGGAAUGGGUGAAUUUAAUCGCUGACGCUGGUGCUCAAUACUUUGUGCCGACAACAAAGCACCACGAUGGUUUUGCGCUUUUUAACUUCUCCUCGUCCAUCAGCCGGCGAUCAUCGAUUCACUAUGGACCCAAGACGGAUAUUAUCGGGAAGCUGAUGGCUGCUGCGAAACAGUACCAACCAAGUCUUCGCCGAGGAACAUACUUCAGCAUGCCAGAGUGGUACAAUCCUGCUUCCGCUAAAUAUUCAUGGGAUCCGUGGCGAAACGGCUAUGUUGCCUUCCCAGGUGGACCACCCAAAAAUCCCUAUUCAAAUCAAGUGGUCCCAUACACCGGCUAUGUGGAGAUCAAAGAUUUCAUUACCGACAUUCAACUUCCCCAGAUGCGUCAACUUGCGUAUGAGUAUGACACAGAUUUGAUGUGGUGUGAUCCAGGAGGCCCAAACAAUGCCACAAUAUUUGCCUCGGAGUGGCUGAAUUGGGCCCGAGAUCACGGCCGACAAGUAACCUUUAACAAUCGGUGCGGGGGGUCCAGCGGGUUAGCAGGCGAUUUUGAUACACCAGAGGGCAAAACGAACAAUGAAAUUGUGGCGAGAAAGUGGGAGUCGUGUCAAACCUUGGACCCACACUCCUGGGGUUACAAUUACUGGACUCCUGAUGGUGCAAUUCACACUGGAGAGUGGAUAGUCACCUCUCUCGUCGACAUCGUCAGCAAGAACGGAAAUUUCCUGCUCAAUAUAGGCCCGAAACAUGACGGCUCAAUUCCUGACAUAAUGCAGAAGAAUCUCCGUGAUGCUGGACAGUGGAUUAAGGCCCAUGGCGAGAGCAUCUUCGGCACGCGGUAUUGGAACACUACAGCUGGGACCGGCUCCCUGCGGUAUACAACGACAACCAAUGCUUUCUACAUUCACUACAUUGGGACUCCACCCAGCACUAUCAAUAUCGUGGACCCUGUACCAUAUCUGCCCGGGGAUACAGUCACGGUCGUUGGCGGCAGCAAGAACGGAUCGUCUGUCCCGGUGAACUGGAAUGGUAUUGGAACUCUCAAGUUGAACUUGAGCAGCGAUAUCAUUUCGGCCGAUAAAUAUGUUUGGACAUUCAAGAUCGGGUACUCAGCUCAGUGA
This is a messenger RNA of Pochonia chlamydosporia 170, 1839 nucleotides long. RefSeq names its product alpha-L-fucosidase. The transcript is spliced from 6 exons. Bases 1 to 1839 code for a protein of 612 amino acids. Gene Ontology annotation, cellular component: lysosome. NCBI's taxonomy places the organism in Eukaryota, Fungi, Ascomycota, Sordariomycetes, Hypocreales, Clavicipitaceae. Gene Ontology annotation, biological process: glycoside catabolic process; fucose metabolic process. The record is from RefSeq and is a predicted model, not a curated record. Gene Ontology annotation, molecular function: alpha-L-fucosidase activity.